GUCGGCCUGGGGGCCGUUCGCGCGUGCCGGUCUCUAUCUCCCCGCUGCAGCGCGGACAAUGCGUUGGCAGCAAGGGGCGAAACUUGCGGGGAAAGCGGGCGGUGUGAGUGUAACAGACCCAGGCCCCUACCCCAUGGCGCAGUGAGUUCCCCAGAGCCUCCCUCCACGGGGGCUUGAAUCCUCAGCGCCUCCUUUGGCGCUUGCCCAGCAGGCGAAUGUGAACCGGCGGCUUUGAUCCUACCGGCUCCGUCCAAACGCUCCGCCAGCCCUGGCAUCUCCCCGCCGCCGUGUGCCCCCCGCCCCCCGGAACCGAGGCGCCCCCCCCCCACAUCUCGCUGCGCUGCCCCCCCGCCCCCCAGCUCCGUGCACAACCAACCCCCAGGGCAGCCCUGCCCUGCAGCGGCGCAGCCAGCUCGGCCGAAAGGGGGAUCCUGCAUCUUUAAAUGGGAUGUAAUAUUUUGGGAUGGGCUUUUUCAUAACGUCACUUCAUUCCUCGCUCCCUUUUUUUUUUUCAUUUUCUCAUUCUUUCUUUCCUCUCUCUUGUGCCCGUGUCUCAAAUGGAGCGAAUUUCUCUGUAACUUCCCCGACCGCUCCCGCUCCGUCCCCAUCACUUUUGUUUGGGGGGGGGGAUCUUGUGUGGGGGGGCUGGAGAUCUACCCCCCUCCCCCCCGUGAAGAUGAUUAUUUUUUCUCUUAAAUUUCGGGUUGAUUUUUUUUCCUGUUAAAGUUGGAUCUUUCGCGCUCUCUUUAUUUUGGGUCCCCCCCCAACACCCCCCCCCCCCCCCGCCUGCGAUCCGUCUCCAGAGAAGAGAGAGAUUCCGGAGAAGGAGAGGGGGGGAACCUGCUUCAGCCUUCGAAAUGACUCAGUAACUUUUGCGCCUUGGGUCUCUCUUCUGCAAUUAGUCAGUUUCCCAGAUCAGCUCGGGAUGUAUUCGUCUCCUCUGUGCUUAACUCAGGAUGAGUUCCACCCGUUCAUCGAGGCGCUGCUCCCCCACGUCCGGGCCUUUGCCUACACCUGGUUCAACCUGCAGGCCCGCAAGCGCAAGUAUUUCAAGAAGCACGAGAAGAGGAUGACAAAGGAUGAGGAGAGGGCGGUGAAGGACGAGCUGCUGAACGAGAAGCCCGAGGUCAAGCAGAAGUGGGCGUCCCGGCUGCUGGCCAAGCUACGCAAGGACAUCCGGCCCGAGUUCCGGGAGGACUUUGUGCUCUCCAUCACGGGCAAGAAGCCCUCCUGCUGCGUCCUCUCCAACCCCGACCAGAAGGGCAAGAUGCGGCGCAUCGACUGCCUGCGCCAGGCCGACAAGGUGUGGCGCUUGGACCUGGUCAUGGUGAUCCUCUUCAAGGGCAUCCCGCUGGAGAGCACGGACGGGGAGCGGCUGGUCAAGGCAGCCCAGUGCACCAACCCCAUCCUGUGCGUCCAGCCCCACCACAUCAGCGUCUCCGUCAAGGAGCUCGACCUGUACCUGGCCUACUUCGUCCGCGAGAGAGAUUCGGAGCAAAGCAGCAGUCCGAGGACAGGGAUCGGCUCGGACCAGGAGGACAGCAAACCGAUCACAUUGGAUACAACAGACUUCCAGGAGAGCUUUGUCACGUCAGGGGUAUUCAGCGUCACGGAGCUCAUCCAGGUCUCCCGAACACCAGUGGUGACAGGCACGGGGCCAAAUUUCUCUCUGGGUGAGUUGCAGGGUCAUCUGGCCUAUGAUCUGAACCCCUCGAGCACUGGCAUGAGAAGGACGCUCCCCAGCACCUCCUCCAGCGGGAGUAAACGACACAAGUCUGGCUCCAUGGAGGAUGACAUAGACACGAGUCCGGGGGGCGAGUACUACACCUCGCCCAGCUCACCCACGAGCAGCAGCCGCAAUUGGACAGAAGACAUGGAAGGGGGCAUCUCCCCCGUGAAAAAGACGGAGAUCGACAAAUCGCCCUUCAACAGCCCAUCGCCCCAGGACUCCUCUCCAAGGCUGAGCUUCACCCAGCAUCACCGUCCGGUCAUUGCCGUGCACAGCGGUAUCGCUCGAAGCCCACACCCUUCAUCUACUCUGCAUUUCCCCACCACCUCGAUCCUCCCCCAGGCGGCCUCCACCUACUUCCCCCACACGGCCAUACGGUACCCGCCUCAUCUCAACCCGCAGGACCCUCUGAAAGAUCUCGUCUCACUGGCCUGCGACCCGUCCAAUCAGCAGCCUGGACCGUUAAAUGGCAGUGGUCAAGUGAAAGUGCCCAGUCACUACAUUUCCACCCAGAUGCUGGCGCCGCCACCUCCCCCUGGCAUCCCCCGGUUGGCUCUCUCUCCUGACACCAAAUCCACCACGACAACUUCCGAGGGCGGGACAACCUCACCGACAUCACCCACCUACUCUGCACCCGGCACGCCCCCUGCGAAUCGCUCCUUCGUGGGAUUAGGACCAAGGGAUCCGGGGAGUAUGUACCAGGCACAGUCCUGGUACCUGGGAUAAUCACAGCUGCCCCAUCCCGUCGCCUCCCUUCUCCUCUGCUUUGGGCGUCCCGAGAGGAAAAGAAGUAACAGCCCCAGGCCCAGCCUUUCGGUGAAGAUGGAGAGAGCGAAUUACCGAUGACGACGACGACGAAAAGAAAAAGAGACCCACACCCAAGACGUUACAAGGAAGGAAGGAAGGAAAAGAUUCAAACUUUUUUAAAAAGUAAAAACAAGCAAAAACCCUACAGACAAAACAGCGAUCCACGCACACGACGAUGCGGAGUCCCGUUUGCCAGAAACACUAUUUGCCCUGCCGGCUGACCUCCUGGGAAGAGAACGGACACAGCUCAUGACACAGGUCUCUUCCAGCAGCAGCAGUGCCGGAGUCUCGCCUGCAGUUCUCCAAAGGGUUGUAUAUGCAAAAUUGUCUUUCCAAUUUUCUCCUUCAUUCUCGCCUCUCGUGAGUAGAAAAGAACAAAUUUCCCAGGCUCCCCCACCCCACCCCAGCCCACCCUUCUCAGCGAACUGUUUACUUUCCAGGAGGGUGCUGGGGCUGGGUGGGAAGGCAAAGAGACAAGGCAUUCGGUUGUUUCUGAACCAGAGGUGCUGGGUGGAGCAGGCGAGCGCUCCUUCGUGCUGUUGCUCCCUGUUCCACCCCAGACAAGACGCCUCCAGCCAGCUGCUGGCCCAGAGUUCGGACAACGCGUUCGCCUUUUCUUUGUUUUUUCUUAAAUGCUCUAUGCCAUUAAAUGCUCUUCGUUAGGGUGGGGAACGGAGCCCUCCUGGGAUCUUGGCACUAGAGGAGCGGCAUUGUGGGGAAGCGGGGGUGGCGGGGGUACACGGGCUGGAGCCCCUUUAAUCCUUCUCUUUCUCGGAUUGCCUUUGGGCACUACCAGCUGCAGAAGGGGAGGGACAAAACUCGGCUGUCCCCUGAGCUGAGCCCCGGGCUGUGCAUCUGGGCUCCUCUGUACGUAGAGCCCGUGUUUCCAGGCGAGGAACAAGCAGGCCAACCGGGGAGCAGGGCACUGGCUUCAAGGGGGGACGUUGCCACAGCUUGGAGCCUUGGCACGAACCAGCACUGCAGGAGGAGAUGGGUCCGAGACUCACCAUCCGGCUGGCUGGAAUGCGCAAGGCGCAGAGAUAACGCUGCUGUUCAGAUUGGCACUAACGGGCUCUGGGAAUUAGCCCUGGAGCUCCGUUUGGAAAUGAAGGGGGUGGAAAUUUCUGAAUUACAGAUCGGCUGAAACAGCUGAGUCCAAAACUCCAAAUCUCUCCUCUGGGAAUAAUUCUCCCGAUGGCGUCUGCUAUUCCCCAGGUGCCUUCCCCUGCUGCCGAGCCCUGCCAACCGGAGCCAGCUUGGGAGCAAAUCCCUGUCUCUCUGCAGUGAAAGACACGACGCCAGUGUCCUGCUGGGUGUGGCGUGGCAUGGCUCCGUCGCAGUCCGUGGGUGGGACUAUUCCACCCUUACGUGGGUGUCAUGCCCAUAGCGCAGGGCAGCGCCAACGUAGCAUGCCACACUGGUAAACUUUCCAUCCUGGAGCUUACGCUGCGUAGCUCCUGGCAAAUGUGGGGCCUGUUUGAAAACCCCGCAACUCUCUUUGUGUGGGGGGGCGAGGCGGGGCUGGACUCUGCUACCAGGACAGGGCCUGGGAUUUGUGUGGACUGAGUCUUCUUCUCGCUUGGCUCUGGAAAGUUAGGAUGGGACAGGUGGGCCGAGGGGAGGGAAGGGCGGAGCGAGAUUUCCCCCGCGCACCUGUGUACAAAGAGCUAUGCACACCUGUGGACAGGUACCAUGUAGACUAGUGGCGAGAUGGUUGCAAUUGUGUUGCACAUUUUGUAGGAAAUGCACUUUUAAGAGGGAAUGAUAAAAAAAAGAGCAGCAGCAGCAGGAGAGUGGAGCUCCCGGCACUGGCUUGUUGGGAGAUUUUUUUUUUAAAGAGAGAGGAUUUGCUUCCUGAGAGGCUGCACCACAGAUGGGACACACCCUCCCCCCCACCACCCCGUUUGUGGGGCCGGAGUAGGCCUUGGAUCCAUGACUUGGGUAGGCAAGGUGCCCUAAAUUCAGACGGGUGGGGGCCGUGACACCACUGGGCUCUGCCCAGCUCAGACACCUCCCCAUUUCCUUCUCCCCGGCCAGUCGCUCCCCAGCCCCCGCCAUACAACGCAGUUCCUGACUGGUUCAAGUGCCUGAAUUUUCUACUGCCGUCCCCUGGGCGUCGGCGAGCUCAGAGAGCCAGGGCCGGGGCUGAGCUUUCACCUGUCCGCAGGGCUGUGGGAGCCGGGCAGGGCUCGGGAUAUUAGCGAGACGUGCCGUGGAGGUGGGCACUGGACCCGCAUGUGUUGGCGAGAGAGAUGCUCUCGAGUUACACAGAGCUCGUCUGCCUGCCGAGAAGCAUGAAGACAAACGGCCCCGUUCACUGUGAUCCCUGGCUGGGCCCGAGAGGGGCGCGCGCGCCAGCUUUACAUGGGGAAAUCACCCGGUUCGCUGAGAAGCUAAAUUAAACGACACGAGCCGGAGCAUGGGCUGGGCUCGGCGAGGGAGAGACCAGGGCCGGACUCCGCCCGCCGAUCCAGGAUCCUGAGAGGGUGAGACGCCGUUGCCAGGCAGUUCUUGGAGGGCUGCCUCUUCCGAACGAAAUCUUUCACGCGUGCCGCACACGCAGCAGCAAGAGGAAUGGGGCCAUUGGCUGCGCCCUUUGGCAGUCGAAAGUGUGACCAGGGAGAGGGGGACCUCUGCUCCCUGGAACAGCCGUGCCUGGUGGGGCACUGGUGCUAUGGGACAGAGGCCCCCGCACACUCGGAUCCUCUGUUCGUUCACGGCAGAGAGCCGUGUGAAUUCACCGAGCCAGCACCGUCCUCCCUCCCUGGCCCAUUUCAUGCCCACCCAGGCAGCCCCUUAGGAGAGUGCUCGAAAGGUCCAACCUGCUUCCUCACCAGUUCCUGUCCGAGCAUGGAGCGAGCUGUGGGUCUGCAGUGGGGCCCGGAGAGAGGAGACCCCGCCUUGGCCCUCUGCAGGCAGCACCGCCGGUUAGUGCCUUAGAUCAGCAGCGGGAGUGCGCUGCCCCUCCCGCCUCCAGCACGGCUGGGCCCCUGGGUGCCCCUGCCCGCUGUCUGCUCCGCUUUACGCAGGCAAUUGCCUGUGGUGGAGAAACGAGGGGCCGUCCCCCCACUUCCUGCCCAUAGAUACACCAGGGGUGGGGGAGGGAUAGCGGCAGGGCAGGUGUCUCUGGGGUGGGGGAGCCCAACGGCCACGGAGCAAAGCGGCAGGAAUCCACGCAGAGAGAGGACCACCCAACCGCCAGCACCUGUUGGCAUAGCCCAGCGCCAGGCGGUGCCCUCGGGAGCCCAGCGCCGCUGUUCCCCAGCCACGGGGCAUCAUCAAACACGGGGAGAAUCCCAAAGAGGAGUGAGGUGCCCAAUUCCCAGUGACUGUCAAUGGCACCAGGCCCCACCUGCCCCUAUGCCUGAACAUCAGUGAGUCAGCCCGUCCCCCCUCACACCCACCUCCACCAGCACGGGACCCCGUCUAGAGCUGGCCCCAGACGACAGCCUCCUCGGGCACAGCAAGAGCGGCAGUUGCCCCCUGGCCAGCCCCUGCCCUGCUCCCCGGCUCCAGGCUCUGCUGCGCCCGGCGAGGGGAGAAGGGGCGUUAUGGGGCCGGGCAUUCCCAGCCCGAGGGCCGUGCACACUUCCUAAUGGAGGAGAGAACCAGCAGGAAAGGAGGAAGAGGAUGGCAGAGGAGCGAUGACUGGAGAGGAAGGCUGAAAAUGGGCUGCCGGGCAAAAAGGAGCCAGGAAACUGGAGCUCUCUUUGCAGCAGGGAAACGCCAGGCACCUGCAAGUCAUUCCUGCACUGCUUCUCCGCUGGGCUUACACUGAGUCCUCUCCAGAGCGGCAGGAAAAUCCAUCUCGGCCCUACAGUCCUGUGCACCCCAGGCCAGGCUCCCCUCCUGUCCCCGCUCUCCCCAGGAGAUACCCAGGUUAAUUAUGGGGGGCAAAGGAUUCCAGGUCUGGUUCAGCCUCCCCCACUGCCCUGGAGGCUGCUUCCUGGGUCCGCUCCAGGGGUGCACAAAUAGACCCCGCUCCGUUGCCUGCAGGGACUGACUGGGUAUUCGAGGCUGCAGCAGAUGCUGAUCACCUGUGACAAUCAUUUCUACCCCCCCUGCCCACCGCAAUGGCUUCCUGCUCAGCCCAGAGCCCCUCGAUUCCUCUCUAUCUAUCCCCAUUCACCCCCGUUAUCUAUCUAAUCUAAUCUAUCUAUCCCUAUCCACCCACCAUCUAUCUAUCUAUCUACCCACCCCCUUUAUCUAAUCUGUCUAUCCACCCCCUUUAUCUAGUCUAUCUAUCCCCAUCCACCCCCAUCUAUCUAAUCUAUCUAUCUAUCCCCAUCCAACCCCUUUAUCAUCUAUCUAUCUAUCCUCUCUCUCUCUCUCUCUAGUCCCAGUCGCGUCUAGGCACUGGCUCCAGUGAGAAUCGGAGGUGCUUUCCUUUGAAUCAAACUCUUUGCCCCCCGUGGCUUUGUACAGUUUUGGGGGGUGUUCUCCCACUAUUUCUUCCCCUUCCUUGUGCCCCCCAGCCGCUUCCCCUCCGCCCCCUUCUCUGGCAUGCCCGACACAGAGAUGCUGGUUUCUCCUCCCCGACAGGAGCUCGGGCCUUUGGAAGUGACUUUCAAUCAGGCAGCGAGUCAGACACGAAAAGGAAGAGGGGCGCUCCUUUGCUCCCACCCCGGGUACACGUUCUGCUUCCCCAGAGCUCGGGGCAGCGCGUGGCCCUGUGGCAAUUCACACAGCUCCCAGGGCCUGCGCGGCCCGACGGACCAUCCAAAGCCAAAGCAAGGCAGGGCUGGAUCAGGCCUGAUGCGAUCCCAACACCUGCAUUUUCCAGUGAGGGCUGUGGCUUCGGCACCCUGCUCUCAGCGCUGGGUUUUGGGAGCUAGACUGGCUGGUUCCAAGGAGCCAUUUUCACAAUCGGGCCCAGGGGCCGGCCAAACCUUGCAUACCAUGUCCAGCUCCAAGGUGGGACCUUAUCUGGCAGGGGGACAGAGGGACCUCAUUUCUGGUGCCCCUGUGGGAGGGGCUGACACAGGAAGUCCAAAACAAAAGCAAUUGAUGGAGAGGGGGGAAAAAUUUAAAAAUACAAAAAAAAAAAUAAAAUAGAAAUAAACUGCAUGGUGCUUUAACAGGAACUCAUGUGACCUAGCUCAACCAAUCAGCUACUGGCUGAUAAUGUGCAUGGCAGACUGUAUAACUGGCUCUACCUUCCCCCCCCCCUACGAAAAAUCAUGUAUAAAAGAAAAAAAGUUUAAAAAUCCAUGUUUCCUAAUUUGCACGAAAUUUGAUACCACAUGAUGUGCCUUGCCUUCUAAGCCUAAGUGUUAACUGUACUGGUAUCACUGCACAGGAAUAGCUGCAUGCACUGGUUCUCGUAGUAAAAUUAAGGGGGGAGGGAUGGGACUUUUCGCCAUUUGUCAAACCCUUCAGGGUUCAGUUGGGGGCUGUUGUUUGUUAAUUUUCUUUUUUAAGUGUGUGUCGGUUCUGAUGUCCUGGGGAAGGCUCUGCGCGGCUCAGAAAUGUUGGGAUGGCGUCACAUAGGGCUGGGGUCGAGGCUCAGCUAUGCUGGCGUAAUCCGGGGCGCGCCCCUUCUGAUCCUGCUUAUGCCUAACUUGCGGCCUUUGUAACCCCAUUGGCUUCAAUGGGGUUACUCCAGUUUCACACCAUUGUGACCCCGUUCACAUUCAGUGCAGUUACUCCAGUUUCACACCAGCAUACUGAGAUGAUGAGUCUGCCCCCAGACCGUACGUUUGUUUUGUAAUCAGGCGUUAUACCCCGACCCCUCCAUACUGGCAGACAGGACACGGAAAUAAAUAACCAGGGAACCUUCCUGGGUUUCAGAAUCAGAAACCAACGAAAUUUGCAAGGGGAGUGUGAAACAAACAAAGCCCUGGCCUGGAGUCUUUUGUCUGAUUGAGGCAGGUCCGAGAGGGGAGCUGAGCGGAGGUUGAAGAAUAACCUCCUGGUUUCUAGUGCUCCCAGCAGGAAGAUUGUCUUGGCAAUCAGCCCCAGGUAGAGAUUUCUUUUGCCCCCUCUCGCCCAGCCUCCCAACUUGUCCAGGCCAAAUUAGGCAGUAGCUCUCCCUACAUUAGCCAUGCACAUGGUUUCUUUUUGCUUGCAUUGGGCACUGAGUUGCCAGGCUGUCCCGUUUAUUACCAGCUUCCCCUCCUAUACGUCUUCCAGCUGUUCAUACAAAGUGCAUCUUGUAUGAAAAAAAUAUGCAAUACCUGUUUUGUCUGUGUUGAUAGCUCCGUUAGCUGAGACUCUCAGUGACUGAUCCAACCCCGGCGGGGCAGUGGGAGGUGUUUUGUGGCAUGGGGUGGGGGAGGUGGGAUUUUGUGUGGUUUUUCCUUUUCCUUUUUAAUUGACCAAAGUUAAUGAGCACGGCAGCAGAAUCUCCCUCCUUCCACAGCAAGCGCUGGGUGGGGGGGACGGGACACCUGUACGUUCUGGUGUGGCGGGGAGGGGGGGCGGGGGAAGGAUUCAUCAUUGGUAUUAGCAUCGUGUUUCCUUUGAGAAGGGCAGUUGGUUCUGAGACGGGCCUGGAUCCUAGAGGUCAGCUGUGAAGCCAGGGCCAGGCCCACAUCCUGACCUCAGAAUCAAGGGCAGCUGGGGGAUUGUUUCUAUCUUCCCGGUGAUUUUAUUUUUAAAUCACAUUGAUUUACCUCCUGGAGAGGGGAAUCCACUGGCUCCUUCUGUGCUGAGCCUCCGGCCAUGCACCCAGAUAGCUCAGCAGCCACGCUGGACUGGCGGGCUCCCAGGGGUGGUGGGUCGUUGGUGCUGGCUGGAGGAGAUGUGAUCAGGCCAGUCCCUAGGGAGGCAUGCUUCACAGUGUGACGGGAGUGGAGGGGCGUUUUCAGGGAGAUGGCGGGUCUGCCACGUGCUGGGCUGGCAGGGGCGCGGUGGGUUUCCAGUGAAGGGAAAGGGGGAGCAAGGGGUGCGAGCAUCCAGAUCAGAGAGAAAAGGUGUGUGAAUGCCGGACGUGCUGUUCCAGAGGAACCCCAGGGCCGUUGCCUCUCCAGAUGCUGCUGGGACAGUGCCACCAUCAGCAGGAGAGUCUCUCUCCCCCUCGCAACGACCCGGGGUUCUUCUGGAGCCACCCGCAGGCUAUGGAGCCGCCACAUGCCUCUCUCAUCCCACUGAGCCCAGAUCAAAGAGACCCCCUCCCCAGCCAGGGCAGGAUUCACACUCCCUGGGUGCGGCCCCCCGUACGUCACCUGCGUUUAAAUAUAUAAACAUGAGUUCUCUGUAGGAGACUCGCCAGGGCCUGCUCAGGGCCAGGCCACGUGGGGAUGAGCCAGCAAAGGGGCAGUUGAGAGAUCCCAGUGUCGCAUGCCCUCUCCGGGCCGGUCUCCCCCAGGCCCUGGCACUUGCCGUGAGCAGUGUGUUCUCCGUAGCGCCUCAGCCUGGUUUGGGAGGCAGAAAGAAGAAAAUUAGACUAACUUUUUUUGGUACAAACCCUACAAGAAACGGUUCCCGUGCCCCGGGCCGAUGGGGCCGUUCCAACCAUUCCACAUGUCACAAACCAGCAACCCUCCCACCCCCCCCCAACACACGCAGCAUUGCUGGGCCAGCCAGCCAAGCAUCAGGAGCCCGCCUCCCAGAAAUGAUGAGACUGGCUGGAAAAUCAUGAGAUUUAGAGAUAAAAUAUGGGUUCUUUGGCUUUCCUACCGGUGCUGGAGUCUCCAGAGGAUUUCAAGCGGGUCUCCCAGCCAGGACGGCUAAAACAGGCCUUUAGAUUUGAAACGCAAGUCUCCCUAAUCCUCCACCUCUGUGAGCUGGGGGUGCGAAGGAAAACAAGGCUGGCCAUUAAACCGGCAAGCGUGGGCAAUGCUGGGAGAUGCCGGGAGUGCCCCCCGAGCUGGACGUGAUGGCUCUGGGCCCAUUUCUGCUGCCCCAGGGUCUCACUGACUGCUCAGGUGGCUCCAACUGUGUUACGCCUGAUUUACACCAGUGCAAGUGAGAUUAGGGCCAGGCUCUGCCCUACACCAGCAUGGGACAAGUGGACGGAGCCGUCCGCAAGACUAGCUGCUUUAAAAACACCCUGGGCUACAGUCUUGCACUAGGCCUACGGCCCACUUAAGUGCCACAUCAGCCCUUAAGCGGGACAUAGGCCUUGGGGAACUUGAGUCAUCGUGUGCCGGCCCUCUGCUGAGGGGUGAAUUUCAUCCCAGUAGAAGGAUCUACCCCUGCGGCAGGCAGUUACCACCAUCCACCCGUCAUUCCAGACUUGCCGCUGCGGUGUGGUCGCCCCCUCCGAGCCAGAGAUGCCUUGGAAAGACGGAGGCUUUGCUGCCCCUCGCUCACGCCCAGCGCUGGCAGGCCCCCCGCUGCUGACGGUUCCACACACACACGCACACGACGUGAACAAUCAGCCAGAGCCAACGGACCUGGAAGCAAAAGUGGCUUUGUUUGAGGAGGAAGGUUGUUUGUGUCAAGAGUGCUAGAUGAUGGCUUUGCGAUGGGGGGCGGCUGGGCGAGCGACCGGGACAGAGGAAGGCUAGAAUUGUAGAAAGCUCCUCGUGGGUUUGGUUUCCUCUCUUGUGUAUUUUUUUUACUGUUGCAUUCUUCGUGCCAUGGGCCGGAGAGGGAGGGAUUUGAAGCAAGGGACGCAUUUGUGGAAAGUCCUUGGGGGAUCUUUUUAUGCAAUGUGCAGUAUUGUUUUCUGCAAGGACAAUGCAACGCGGGUAGCUGUAGUUUAUUUUAAAAGACAAAAAAAAAUCCCCCAAAAAAAGACAAAAAAGAAAAGAAAAGCAGGUAAAAAACCCCACAAAAAAAAAUCACCCACAACCUAACCGACAAGUGAACGAGUUUGCAGGCCACACGCCCGCUGUGACCGACUCUGCGGGAACCGGGCUGGGCGGUAACCCCACAACAAUCCAACCGCUUCAGUGCAAGAGCUCCUGACACAGCAACUGCCUUUGUGUUCAUACCACGGAAGAAGGGGUGGAGGCAGGGGGCGCUGGAUGCUUUCUCGGUGGAUGGGGCCUGAGUCAACCUCCAACCACGCCCAAUUGCUCAUGCGGGCACAACGCCCAUUGAGCUGAGCUGGGCUUUGGCCUGUGCGUGGCUCAUACAGCUGAGCCCUAAACAGAGUCUGGCAGAGAAAUCCAGGUGCGGACAGCAGCCUCUCUCUGUGGCAGGAGUGCAAAGCACUGCUCACGUUUUCUGUCCCACCCAAAAAACUUCCGCUCUCGGCCGGGUAAAGAUUGGCUUCAAUUUUUCCAUUCCGAGCCUUCAGAUUCCGGCAUCUCUGCUGUUGGGCCGGUGAGAUCUUUGGGCCAGGCCAGGGCCACCAACCCAAACCCCAGAACUGUCUAGCUGUAGCAUUUCAUUUUUUCUGGCUUGUUUCAAAGACAGCCACAAAAAAUCCCCCACGAAGAAAUUGCACCUUACCAAACGUUCCGACCAAUCCAGGGGGGCGCUGAGCAGCACGGGGGCGCAAGCGUUGGCUGGUUGACUGGGCUCUUUCGCGUCCACCAAUGAAAGGGAAGCUCACACCGCCCCCUCCUCCUCCCCUGGGAAAAUUUGCACUGUUCCACUCACCACACUUUUCUUUGCCGUUUCUUAGUUACCCCAGCCCCAGGGGCCAGGAGAGGGGCCCAGCAAGGGGGCGACCGAGGCAGGUGGGACCAGGGUGGACUGCAGCCUGCAAGGUCUGUGUGAUCAGACAGCCCAGAGACCAGGCACAGGAGUUCAGACCCAGAUCCCCAUUCUUCUGAAGUCCAGGCCUUGUCAGAGCCAGUUUUGGUUCAGGUUCUGGGGGCUGUUUGUGCCGGAGGCUGUGGCUCAUUGCUAGAGACCAGCAGGGCAAUCCUGCACUCGCUAAUGCCACUGACCCCAGCGGGGUUAGUUCUCAUUUACGCGAGGGCAGAAUUCGGUCCCCUGGCCUCCACCCCCUUGUCUGAGACGUGCUCCCAGGCCCUGCCUGACAGAAAUAUGCAAAUUCCAUCACAGUCUCCACCUCCAUUGUCUUUUGUACCCUUUGAGGGUUAGUUUGGUUUGGUUUGGGGUUUGUUAUUUUUUUUCUCUGUGACUUUUUAACUCCAAACAAGGCAGCAGCCUGAGCUGGGGAGCAGAGAUCACUGCGCGCGGUAGACACUUAGCACGGGAUGUUGGGUUUGGUUGUUUCAUUUUUUUUUCUUUCUCUGCUGUAUCGAUACAAUCACAUAGUUCAGUCAUUGAAAUAGACACAUAGCCGUUCACAAUGGUCUCUGGAAAUAUCUUGGCAAGGCAAGGAUCUGGGGCGGGGCGGGGGGGGCGGGCUGAUGCUGCCAGGCACUGGCAGGACAGGCCCAUGGGAGAGGAAGGGCACGGGUGGUGGCUGAAGAGAAAUACACCCCAUCAGCGUCAAGCUAAGGGUCUUGUUUCUCCACACAAACUCCUGGAACUUUUAGCUCUUCUAGAGUCUCUAGACAAUCAGCUUGGGGAGCAGCCUGUGUAGCCUUCGCUGGCAUGGAGGGCGGACAGGGACUGUGAUGGACCCAGUCCAGACUUCUUCCCGGGGUUCUGAACAGUCCCAAUCCCCAACUUCCACUGAGAGACAAUCCCAAGACGCACCCUAGGCUGGGGAGGUCUCCUUCCCUCCAGCCUCUGAGCCAUGCACUCAACCCUCCCCAAGCAGAGACAGCCCCCAUCCGCUGGAGCCCUCCAUGCACAGCCAGGCAAGGCGCAGCGCUUGCUGAGUUCAUUCAUGCACUACAGUUUCUCUGGAGGGUUCUUGAUUUUUUCGUUGUUGUUGUUGUUGUUGUCAACGUCUAAAAAUCUAACACAAAGAGUUCUCGUGACCUACAAAUAGAAAACCAUGUACAUAUCUCUCUCUAUAUAUGGUGCUACAGGGGCUGGAUUUCAGAGCCUUGGGGACCUGGGCACAAGGUCAAAUGUAUCUACAGCUACCCCACCUGCUCCUCUCUGGAGAAGAUGAUAAUCCAGCUGUUCCAGUUUUAAUGUCGUUUGUUUCGUGUCGGGAAGGAGGCUGGGGGCUGAGCAUAGGACCUGUGCAUGCAAAACCUAAGAGCAGACAAUCCUUCGUCACAGCCCCGGGGUCCCCUGGGCAGUCAAGGUACCUUACAUCACAAACGAGGGUAUCUUUUGUUUCGUUGUAAUAUGAGUUGGAAAUUGCCAUUUUUUGUCUCUUCCGCUUGCACAUGGAUCUUGGGGCUUGGUCUGUUUUAACAGAGCAAAGACGCUGCUUGGCUGCCACUUCCUUCCAUAUUUAGCUGAAGUAUUGGGGGCUGGGGGGGGGGGCAGAUCCUCAGCAGACAAAAGGCCCCAAUCCUGCUGCAGAGGAGUCUUACGUCCCUGUCCAGCCAACUAGUGCAGCCCAAGCUAGAGUCUGGCUGUGUUCCGCACAGCACGACAGCGAGAGGGAAGCGAGAGGGACAUGCCUAAAUCUGUGCAAGCGCAGGCGUGAAAUCCCUCUGGCUCCACCGAGGCCGCCCGGGAGCUGUGCCGAAGGACCCCAGCGAGGGACGUAGCGCCUAGUCUCUCCCCUCGCCCUUCUGCCCUGAGGUGGCUCGCAGGGUAGGAGGAGAACUUACUAAAGUCCCCUUCACUGGGCAAAUCCAGACCUUUCUAGAUUAACAAAACUGGAAUUCCUGUCGGGAACACCCAAGUUAUCACCAGAUCCUCCCCCUCCUCCUUCCCCCACGUGUCAACCCCCGACUCCAUCAGAACUGGGGUUCCUUCAGGUUGGCCCGAUUCACUUUGGCGGUUCUACAGGCUCCAGAGCCCCGCCUGUUCUGGUUACUAACGACGACGACAACCAUAGUUUUACACACAACAACCAAAAAAAAAAAAAAGCGGCAGCCAGCAGGAAUCUGAAA
This is a messenger RNA of Chelonia mydas (Green sea turtle), 14310 nucleotides long. It is a transcript of the gene NFIC, whose product is annotated as nuclear factor I C. Gene Ontology annotation, molecular function: RNA polymerase II cis-regulatory region sequence-specific DNA binding; DNA-binding transcription factor activity, RNA polymerase II-specific. The record is from RefSeq and is a predicted model, not a curated record. Gene Ontology annotation, cellular component: nucleus. Lineage: Eukaryota; Metazoa; Chordata; Testudines; Cheloniidae. Gene Ontology annotation, biological process: regulation of transcription by RNA polymerase II. Bases 926 to 2455 code for a protein of 509 amino acids. The transcript has 11 exons.